Messenger RNA from Lagopus muta (rock ptarmigan), 2415 nucleotides. It is a transcript of the gene TRAF3IP3, whose product is annotated as TRAF3 interacting protein 3. Lineage: Eukaryota; Metazoa; Chordata; Aves; Galliformes; Phasianidae. The transcript is spliced from 17 exons. The record is from RefSeq and is a predicted model, not a curated record. Bases 589 to 2256 code for a protein of 555 amino acids.
CUUUCACAUCUCUAAGACCUUAAUGAAUUUCUGCCGUUCGUGACCUCUCCUGAAACACACUUUUUUUCCCUCCUUUUCAAUCUGCGAGAAGCCUUACAAUAAUAGCAUUGCUCCCUGGAUUUCCUUUACCCCCAAAGCAACCUGGAGUGAUUCGGUCACCCAGUGCUGCCGGGACCAGUGCUCUGAUAAGGGAGGCAGCCGCAGGGACAGGCAGUGGGAGCUGCUGGCACCCCAAGAUAACCCCAAACCUCACGCUGCGCGAGCAGGACAGGAACCAGGGCUCAGGCUGUGGCCCCAACGCUUCCUGUUCGACAGAAAGAAACACAGUGAGGCAGCAGCAGCACGAAGCUGUGGGCACCCAGAGGACACAGUGUUUGUGCCCUGCAGCCCCGCGCUCACCCAGCUGCACCGAGGCACGGCCAGCAAGAAACGUUAACAGGUUGAAAAGCAAAGCUAAAGGACACGGUUGGUAAUUAGAGAGGGUAACUUCAGGCAGUGGCAGAAGGACAUAAAGUAUUCUCUCACCAAGAAGGCCUCAACACUUUGCUCAGCUCGGGCCCCUGGUUUUAACAGGACGGGGGUCUCGCCAUGAUCAGCCCCCCAGAACGGAGCCGGCCGCGGCGUGCAGGCGAGAGCUACGAGGAGAAGUGUGAGCGGCGGCAGGAGACGCGCGAGGCCUUGCGGCGCCGUGGCCAUGCACACAGCGCCCGGCGGCCAGGCCGCAGCGAGGAGCAGCCACAGAGCCCACGGCAGAGAGAGUUCCUGCGCAGGAGGAACCUUGGCAGCACCGCCGGGGAGCUCAGCGCACCCGUCCUGCUCCAGCGCCCAUGGAGUCACCCCGUGUGCCCAUCCACACUCGCCCCACUUGGGCUCAGCAGUCCUACAGGCAUUUUGGCUGAAGCCAUCCCUGGGCCACGCACCUCUGUGAGCUCCCGAGGAACUCAGACUCCUGCAAGCACAAGGGUGAAGGACUCAGGCCAACAGACAGACUGUGGAAAUACAGUUUUCAAUAAGGAAAUCGUGCAGCUCUCUGGUUACCUGAAGGAGGCCCUGCACCGUGAGCUGCUGCUGAAGCAGAAGAUGGUGAUCCUGCAGGAGCUGCUCGCCACACUGCUGCACGCCUCUGAGAAGUCCUGGCAGGGUCAGCUGAAUGAAGAUAAACUCAAGUGUAAACUGAGGGCCCUGGAAAAUCAGCUGCAGGCCUGCACCCAGAGUUACUCAAAGGAGUGUGUGAAGAAGAUCCUGAUAGAGAUGGAGGACCAGAAGCAGACCUACGAGCAGAAGGCAAAGGAGGCUCUGCAGAAAAUGCUCGAGGACAAACUCCAGGCAGAGCAGCAGCUGCAAAACUCUCAGAGGUGCCUGGCUGUGGCAAGGGAGGACCUUGCCUUCUGGAAGGAGCACUACACCAUGCUCAAAUCCGAGUGGGCCCAGAUGGCCAAGGCACACAGCGAGCUCAAGAGCAACCUUCAUGCCCUGCAAAGCCAACUGCAGCACAUGGCUACAAGGAAUGAGGAGCUCUGCCAGGCCCUGGACUUCCUGCAGCACGAGCAUGCCGAGCUCCAGCAGCGUGCUGACAGCCUGCAGCAGGACAACCAGCUCCAAGCCAAGCGUAUCUGCAACAUCGAAGGUAAAUUGCAAAAAGAGCAAAAUCAGAAGCUAAUAUUGGAGGCAACAAUCAGCCACCUGCACAACCUGAUGCAGAACCAGACCAAUGAGCAGAAAACACAGGAAGUGGUGGUGCAAAGGAAAGAUCAGGUUUUCACCAUGCAGAACCCACCUCUCACUCCUGCCAAGGAAAUGCAAAAUGCAAUGUCUGAGCAUCCCAAGGAGAAGGCAGAAGAAAGCCUGAGGGAUGAGAUGCAGGAAAGGACAUUCCAGCUUACAGCAAAGGAGAAAGAGGUAUGUAAGGGCAUGCGAGCAGCAGAAGGGGAAAUCCCCCCUCGUCCCACUGCCCACACACAGGUGAAGCACCAUAGCUGCUGUGGGAGCCCUGCCUGUUCUGGGGUGUCUGAAGCCACAGGACUCCCUCCUGCUGACCCCUGCCUCCAUUCCCCCUCCUCCAAGUGCCAGGAGCUGCGUGCAGAGCUGGAGGCACUAAGUGAGGAGUACCGCUGCUGCCUGAGCUGCCUGCGCCAGUGCCGCCAGGAGCUCAACCAAAGCCAGAUUGUGAAGAGACAACGCGGUAACUGGCUCCCUCUUCUGCUGGCAGUGAUAGCAAUAGCCACGGCUGCUGUGCUGGCCAGCUACAGACCAUGAGCACCUCCUCAGUGACCUCCGUGCACAACUGACUCCUGACCUGCUGGCAGCAACCUGCCCUCACUGCAGUGCUUCUUCUGCCGCUCCUUGCCUGCUUCAUACCCCAAGCUGGUCUCGGCCAGACAAACUGACAUGGCUCCAAUAAAUGUGGGGAGAUCA